Messenger RNA from Acanthopagrus latus (yellowfin seabream), 1893 nucleotides. RefSeq names its product collectrin, amino acid transport regulator (gene cltrn). NCBI's taxonomy places the organism in Eukaryota, Metazoa, Chordata, Actinopteri, Spariformes, Sparidae. The record is from RefSeq and is a predicted model, not a curated record. Bases 87 to 746 code for a protein of 219 amino acids. The transcript is spliced from 6 exons.
AUGUUUCUGCUGACUUCCUCAAAUCACUGAUCACUUCAGGCUCCACUUGGAGUUUUCCAUUAUUUUGCUUCCUGCUCUCUGUGGAAAUGUUGGGAAAGAUCUUCGUCCUGCUCUGUUUAUCAUCUGCUUGGGCAGAAGACCUCUGUUCAAAAGCUGCUCCUCCAGAGGCCUACUAUGUGCGGCUCAGCAUCAAAACUGCCCUGGGAGAUAAAGCUUACGUCUGGAAUGAUAAUGAAAUGUUCCUUUUCCAAGCAACUCUGGCCUUUGCCAUGAGGAGUCAGUUCAGCGGCCAGGAAUACAACGUGUCAAACAUCGUCGUCUGCGAUAAGACGCCCAGAGUGUCGUUCUGGUUCGUGGUGACAUCACUGGAGGACCCGUCACGCCUCGUGUCGAGAGGAAGCGUGGAGCAGGCUGUGAGAAAGUCCAGGAAUCGCAUCAACAGCGCCUUUCUGCUGACCGAUAACACUCUGGAGUUCAUCGGCAUCACUCCCACCCUGGCAGCGCCGGUCGCCCCCAACACCCCUCCGUGGCUCAUCGUGUUCGGGGUGGUCAUGGGCGCCGUGUUCGCUGGCAUCCUCGUUCUGCUGGUGUUGCCCUUAAUCCAAAAGAAACGCAAAAAGAACCAGCCAAUGGACGACGAGGACAGUGACGAAGAGACGCAGGUGAAGACGGUGGAGAACGGACCUGAGAGGAGCGGAGUUUACAACACGUCGUUCUCAGAUGAUGACAGAUUCACACAGAUGUAAAACUCUUGUACUCCUCACGUAGUCAAUACGGUGGAAAAUAACAAAUGAAGCAUUUCCUCUUUGCCCCCUCAGGGCUUCUGUAGAAGUUAGAUGGAAACUUAGAAAUUAUUAAAAAGGUAUGAUCACCUGUCACCCGUUACUGGCUGCCUGUUAGAAGACAGCUAUUAAAUAAUGAUGUGGUUAUUUUCAAAUCAGUUUUGAGGUAAUCACUGUGGAAAAUGAAGUUGUGAUUUCAAAGACAUUUCAAAUAUGUAACCUGUUUCUUCAUCUGAUACAAUGAGAUGUAACAAGAAAAGAGACAGAGGCUCCAGUCUCAGAUCAACUCGGCCAAACACGUUUAUGCAGAACCGGGAUUUAUAGCAAAGAAAAUGAAGUCUUGAUAUCUAUAAGCCUUUGAUACAGAGCAAACAUAUCAAGAUGUAUCGGUGUGUUAUUCUGAUGGGGAAAGAUUUCCAGGCUACAGACGAGUCGCUUACUAUAUUUAACCUGCAUAUUUUUCUUUCUUCUUUCUUCCAAACAUUUGAUUGAUUCGGAUGUGAUCAAAUCAAAACAAAAAGCCCGGCGGUGAUGUCUGUACUCGUCGCUUGAUGUCUGCGACUGUCUCGUUCGCUGCCAUCCUCUUUCUUUUUUUUUUUUUUUUCUCCCCAGACUACAGAGAGACAGUGGAAAACCCCGGCAGUCAGUAGUAGCUGCUGUGGCAGUGCCCCAAAAAUGAAGCGUUCCAAAAUACUUGUUGUUUGUCUUUGCUUAAGCUCAUUUAAAGGAUGGCUGCACACAUUCAUACGAGUGGUUAUGGCAUUGGUAAUAUGUCACUGGUGAUGAUGGUGGCUUCAUAGCGACGUGUAAAGGGAAGUUUUAUAUAUAAUCGUGUAUCUAAAUGCUCUCAUGAGGCUUUAUCUGAACUCUGUAAAGUUUCAAGAUCAGGUGUGCUCAGUUCAUAUCUGAUGUUUGACUCUACUGCCUCCUGCAGGCCAUAAUGAGUCGGGGGGGGGGGUUUAUCAUGCGUCGCUGCACUGGUUCAGGUUCGACGCCCUCUUUAUGAAUUUCUGCUUGCAUAAUGUACACACACCUGGAGGACGAUGUGUUGUGAACCACCAUCUCUGCACAUAACGCUAUUAAAGUGUUUUUUUCCCAACUGUGACACUGA